Caenorhabditis elegans is the source of this 694-nucleotide messenger RNA. It is a transcript of the gene F20B6.4, whose product is annotated as Envelope glycoprotein UL132. The record is from RefSeq and is marked reviewed. The transcript has 6 exons. Lineage: Eukaryota; Metazoa; Nematoda; Chromadorea; Rhabditida; Rhabditidae. Bases 118 to 636 code for a protein of 172 amino acids.
UUGUGUUGCUUUCAGACACUGAUAUUCUCUUUUUCUGAGUAUUGAUAAUUAUGUUUUAGGUCAGCAUGGAACAGCAUGAUACCUGUUGACAGCCCGUGUAAUAAGUUCAUCGUCAAAAUGGAGACGACCACUGAACUUGUUGACACUACGGACCAUUCCAUUUAUGGCCUCGUCGUGUUUCUCGUCAUACUCAUUUUUUUCGCAUCACUAACGACUGGUCUCAUUUUAUGCCUUCUGAAAAUAUGGUGCACAUUCCACGAACAACGAAGAAAUUCUACAUUCGAUCAGAGAACUCGAAGGUCAAUCGUCAGAAGUUCGCCAAACUUCGAUUAUGACAGCGACGAGGAAUCGGAAACUCAAACAACUUUGAGCAAGCGUCGUUUCUCGCAACGUUUAAUGAGUUACGUUACAAAAACUCUCGAUAAGCGUGAACCCCCAAAGGAAACUAUAAAACCGGAUAUUGAACAACCACAAGUACAUGGGAGAAAUGGCAGUGUUAGUAGCCGUCGAUUACCGGCAAUCAAUGUAGAGCCGACGUCUGAUGUUAUGGAGACACUGAUGAAAGAUUUGGAAGGCAUUCCAAGUAGGCGGAACAACUAUGAAGACAAUGAUCCAGCAAAUGUUAUUGAUGUCUGAAUUUUAACACAUGUAUAUUUUGUAAUUUGUAAUUAUUAUAAAUGAAUCCUUCAAGCAC